CGGAGCCGGGAGCGCCGGGGGCGGAGAGAGGCGGCCGGGGCGGCGCUGGCUGCGGAGGCCGCGGCGGGAGCGCAGCGGUGGGAGCCCGAGGCUGAGACUCACCGGAGGGAGCGGCGCGAGCGCCCCGCCAUCGUCCCGAUAAAUGAUGGGAGAAAAACUUGAGGUUUUUAAUUUUAAAUGGAGAGAAGACCGUCGUUGAGUUCCAGCUUCAGAACAACCUGGUGGCACAUGAUUGGGCUGGAAUGGUGACAGCAUGUGUUUUGAGGCCUGCAGUUUGGUGUUAUAGUUUUGCUGCUGGACUCUUCCCUCCCUCCCCCCACCCCAUCAGGAUGAUAUGAGACUUGAAAGAAGACGAUGCAUACAGGAACAGUUUCUCAGCACUGUCAGCUCCUGGAUUGCUCGCUGGGCAGUAUACUGCACAUUGGCUAUACCAAGUAGAUGCUCACUUUCAACUGAGGAGGAGAGACUUCAGCAUGCAAACCUUCAUCUGUUCGGCUUGCACCGUCAUUUUCAUUCCAUGCUGCUGGCCUUCAGAUGGCUGGACAGAUGCCCCAUUCACAUCAGUACAGUGACCGUCGCCAGCCAAACAUAAGUGACCAACAGGUUUCUGCCUUAUCUUAUUCUGACCAGAUUCAGCAACCUCUAACUAACCAGGUGAUGCCUGAUAUUGUCAUGUUACAGAGGCGGAUGCCCCAAACCUUCCGUGAUCCAGCAACUGCUCCCUUGAGAAAACUUUCUGUUGACUUGAUCAAAACAUAUAAGCAUAUUAAUGAGGUUUACUAUGCAAAAAAGAAGCGAAGACACCAACAGGGCCAGGGAGACGAUUCUAGUCAUAAGAAGGAGCGGAAGGUUUACAAUGAUGGUUAUGAUGAUGAUAACUAUGAUUAUAUUGUAAAAAACGGAGAGAAGUGGAUGGAUCGUUACGAAAUUGACUCCUUGAUUGGCAAAGGUUCCUUUGGACAGGUUGUAAAGGCAUAUGAUCGUGUGGAGCAAGAAUGGGUUGCCAUUAAAAUAAUAAAGAACAAGAAGGCUUUUCUAAAUCAAGCCCAGAUAGAAGUGCGACUUCUUGAGCUCAUGAACAAACAUGACACUGAAAUGAAAUACUACAUAGUGCAUUUGAAACGCCACUUUAUGUUUCGAAACCAUCUCUGUUUAGUUUUUGAAAUGCUGUCGUACAACCUCUAUGACUUGUUGAGGAACACCAAUUUUCGAGGUGUCUCUUUGAACCUAACACGAAAGUUUGCACAACAGAUGUGCACUGCACUGCUUUUCCUUGCGACUCCAGAACUUAGUAUCAUUCACUGUGACCUAAAACCUGAGAAUAUCCUUCUUUGUAACCCCAAACGCAGUGCAAUCAAGAUCGUUGACUUUGGCAGUUCUUGUCAAUUGGGGCAGAGGAUAUACCAGUAUAUUCAGAGUCGCUUUUAUCGGUCUCCAGAGGUGCUACUGGGAAUGCCUUACGACCUUGCUAUUGACAUGUGGUCCCUUGGGUGUAUUUUGGUUGAAAUGCACACUGGAGAACCUCUGUUCAGUGGAGCCAAUGAGGUAGAUCAGAUGAAUAAAAUAGUGGAAGUUCUGAGUAUUCCACCUGCUCAUAUUCUUGACCAAGCACCAAAAGCAAGAAAGUUCUUUGAGAAGUUGCCAGAUGGCACUUGGAACUUAAAGAAGACCAAAGAUGGAAAACGGGAGUAUAAACCACCAGGAACCCGUAAACUUCAUAAUAUUCUCGGAGUAGAAACAGGAGGACCUGGUGGGCGUCGUGCUGGGGAAUCGGGUCAUACUGUAGCUGACUACUUGAAGUUCAAAGACCUCAUUUUAAGGAUGCUUGAUUAUGACCCCAAAACUCGAAUUCAACCUUACUAUGCCCUGCAGCACAGUUUUUUCAAGAAAACAGCUGACGAAGGCACCAAUACAAGUAACAGUGUGUCCACCAGCCCCGCGAUGGAGCAGUCACAGUCUUCGGGCACCACCUCCAGUACGUCUUCAAGCUCAGGUGGAUCGUCGGGGACGAGCAACAGCGGGCGAGCCCGGUCAGACCCGACGCACCAGCACCGGCACAGCGGCGGGCACUUCACGGCUGCCGUCCAGGCCAUGGACUGUGAGACCCACAGCCCCCAGGUGCGUCAACAAUUUCCUGCUCCCCUUGGUUGGUCAGGCACUGAAGCUCCUACACAGGUCACUGUUGAAACUCAUCCCGUUCAAGAAACAACCUUUCAUGUAGCCCCUCAACAGAAUGCAUUGCAUCAUCACCAUGGAAACAGUUCCCAUCACCACCACCACCACCACCACCACCACCACCACCACGGACAACAAGCCUUGGGUAACCGGACCAGGCCAAGGGUCUACAAUUCUCCAACGAAUAGCUCCUCUACCCAGGAUUCUAUGGAGGUUGGCCAUAGUCACCACUCCAUGACAUCCCUGUCUUCCUCAACUACUUCUUCCUCUACAUCUUCCUCCUCUACUGGUAAUCAAGGCAAUCAGGCCUACCAGAAUCGCCCAGUGGCUGCUAAUACCUUGGACUUUGGACAGAAUGGAGCUAUGGACGUUAAUUUAACCGUCUACUCCAAUCCCCGCCAAGAGACUGGCAUAGCUGGACAUCCAACAUACCAAUUUUCUGCUAAUACAGGUCCUACACAUUACAUGACUGAAGGACAUAUGACAAUGAGGCAAGGGGCUGAUAGAGAAGAGUCCCCCAUGACAGGAGUUUGUGUGCAACAGAGUUCUGUAGCUAGCUCGUGACUAAAUUGAAACUUGAGUUUGUUUCUUGUGUGUUUUUAUAGAAGUGGUGUUUUUUUCCAAAAAACAAAGUGCAAAGCUGCUUGCAUCAGAAGGAGAUUAACACACUGAACCGCUACAAGAGGGCAAAGCUUUUUUUUUUUUUUUUAACUUGAAAAGAUUGCAAAGGGACAAUGAAGUUUUUAAAAGAGCCAUGUCCAAACCCAUCGUCAUGGAUAGCGCAGAGGUGUCCUCUUUUUGCCUCCCCCAUUUUAACUUGCCAUACCCCAGUCAUAGUGGGGUUUUUUUUGUCUUUCUGUUCCCCAAAAGUUAAUGUUCAGAUGUUGGUCUUGGUCAUUUGCCAACUAAUUUUAAAAUAAAAAGGCACUGCACAUAAUUUGCAUAAAGGGCCCCUUAAGGGUGGUUUUUUUUUUUCCUUUUGUUUUUUUCCUCCCCUUUUUUCCCCCCCUCUUGUUUGUUUUGUUUGGGUGGGGGGGUGGGAAAUUUGGGUUUUUAAGUCCUCUAAACACACUUGGGCAUGGAAAUGCAGUACUGUAAGGAAGAGGGACCUCCAGCUUACACAAACAUCACCUUCAGCUGUAUGGAAGGGACGGUUGUAUUGGAGUUUGUAAGGCACAGUAAGCAUGCUAAGUGGCGGGGAUCAGAACUCUCCUGUCUGAACCUACUGAGGAGCAAAGCAGCAAUUACAUGGGAUCCUGUGGGUCUCCUGUUGUAGAGGCCACAGUAAGAUAGUAAAUGGAACAUGACCGGUCUCCUAACCAAGGUGCACUGAGAAGCAAUCAACGGGUCAGUCGUGGCCAGUCCUGGGGAGGUCUGAGUGGUGGUCUUUGGGAUAACCUUUGGCCUUAUGGAUUUGGACUCGAAAUUAGAAGAGCCUACCAUUUCAGAUGCAAUCACUUUUGGACAUGCUUUUGCAGACAGUCCUUAAUGCUGAAAACACAGAGAAUGGGUAAUUCAAGAGGCCUUUCUUUUAAAAUAGACUUUUGUGACCCACUAAUUGUAAGGUAUUGCAAGGUCACUUUGCGUGUGUCAUAAAGUUGACUUCCUUAUUGGUUGAAGGUCACAGAAGUAGUGGUUUGCUUUGAUGGAAAUAGCUACAGCUGUGUCCCUUCCUGCUUUUUACUUUUUUUUUUCUUUUUGCUUUUUUUCUCGGCACGUGGUAUCUCCACCAUUUCUUCUGCACAAAGAUGUCUUCUGUUCAUCCUGAACAUUUUUAAAAAAAAAAAUGCAGAAUUUUAUGUGACUGCUUUUUUGCCUCACAAUUAUGCUGUGAAUUUUACAAAAAUUUAUUUUCUUUUUUGAUAAUUUAUUGUACCAAAGCUGUUUUUAUAGCACAUAGAUGUCUGUAACCAAUAAUGUAGCAGUUCUGCACUUUGACACAAGGUGUAACUAGACCAUUUUUAAAUGUCAGUUGAAAAUUAUGGCUGUACUAUUGCUUAAACAAAACUGGAACUGUCGUUAAAUCCAUAGCCAGUACAUCUACAGCAGUCUGUAUACUGAGCUUAAUAGAUUGACAUCUAAUUCAAGAUUACACCAUCUGUUACAUUCUAAAUGUGUUCAGGCUUCUGAAGGUAAAGGGACACUGGAUCCAGAAGCUAUGGAACCAGCAGUUGAUUCUUGUAUUCCUGAUUAACCUACUUGUAAACUUGAAAGCAAGACCUUGAUUGCACCAACAGGUCCAAAAUACAAGCGCGAGUAAAGCAGAACUCUCCUGCGUGACCUGAAGUGGACAAGCUGGUGUUUUAACAGGUGCCUAGUUCUGAGAUUAUGCUGCCUUAAUGUAACACAGUCUGGCAGUUGCUAAAUUUGUGUUCCCAUUUUAAAUUGACCAAUUUUAGGGUGUUAUACUUUUGAGCGGUUGAAUUGGGAGAAUGAAGACAAGUAAUUUAUCUGUCCAGGAUCAAAAGAAGCCUAGGAAAGAAGCAGUAAUCUACCUCUGCCGAUAACCCUGUUCAAAACAACUCAGCAGAACACCACAUUACUUUUUAUUGGUCAAUUCCAUGUGGCUGACUAGGUCAAUUUUUUCUGAACAAAAGCAGGUUUUUAUAUGUAAACAGUGACAAAAGAAAGGCUUAAAACGAUGUGAAUGUGAAUGGAAACUUGGAAAUACCCGUUUUUAUAAUCCACAAAAUUUUUUUGUUGUUAAUCAGGAAAUCCAUAUUUAUUUUGUAAUUAAAUGUCAAGCCUGUGGAUGAUUUUUGAACUUGGUAGUUCAUAAAGGUUUACAGUGAAUAAAAGGAUAUCAUCUUGAGUAUAGCAAUAUCAAAAGGAAUCAGUAGUUACUGCUGUUUAGGAAUAUAAGGGGAAGAUAUAUGGGUCAGGUCAUUUUUUUCUGUGCUGGUUGCCACAUCUUAGCAAGCACCAAAAAAACAAAGCAGUUUUUAAAUCGCUAUUUACAUAAAGGAAAUCAUAAAAUCCAAUGCUUCUGCAUACUGUGUUAUGUUACAGUCCAGUUUUGUGUGCUUUACUACACGGUUUGGUUACAGGACUUCUGUGCAUUGUAAAACAUAAACAGCAUGGAAAAGGUUAAAUACCUGUGUGCAGAUUGUAAGAUCUGGUCCGGACUUGCUGUGUAUAUUGUAACGUUAAAUGAAAAGAACCCCCCUUUGUAUCAUAGUCAUGCGGUCUUAUGUAUGAUAAACAGUUGAAUAAUUUG
Mirounga angustirostris (Northern elephant seal) is the source of this 5392-nucleotide messenger RNA. RefSeq names its product dual specificity tyrosine phosphorylation regulated kinase 1A (gene DYRK1A). The record is from RefSeq and is a predicted model, not a curated record. Gene Ontology annotation, cellular component: nucleus. Lineage: Eukaryota; Metazoa; Chordata; Mammalia; Carnivora; Phocidae. The coding region runs from base 535 to 2739 and encodes 734 amino acids. The transcript has 14 exons. Gene Ontology annotation, biological process: peptidyl-threonine phosphorylation; protein autophosphorylation; positive regulation of DNA-templated transcription. Gene Ontology annotation, molecular function: transcription coactivator activity; protein serine/threonine/tyrosine kinase activity; ATP binding.